AAGCCUGUUCCUUUUUUUAAAGGGGCUCCAGGUUUGCUUUUUGGGGAGUUUUCUUCCUGUAGUGUGUUAUAUAGGUUUUUGUGCAUGUUAAUGGUCUGCAAAGGAUAAACUCUGUGUUCCCUCCAGAGGGAGUUUUUUCUCUUAUACACUCCCCGAGUGUAUACGACAUAAAAGUUCUUAAAUCGGAAAAAGCACAAUUCAUUUUGCUCACUAACACUAUUUGUACUCUUCAGUGUAUAGACGACAUCACAAGGAAGUUUCGGGUGCUCGUCAUCUUUAUGCCUACACCUUAAAAGACCUCAUAUGGCGGUAUCAGCACUUCCCCUUCAUCCUCAAAUGUAGAAUGCAUCGAGACAUCUGCUCCCUUGCCCGUGACAAUCUUAAAGCAUGACUGGUCUCCAAAUCUGUGGGGUUUGCCGUAGCUACCCAUUGAGGCUGACGUAAAGGUGUCAAAGCGGAUCCUUUUUUGAGAACAUCAGGCUCAAAGUACUUGUCGACUCUUCUGUAGACGGUGAGACAUUUCUCCUCUCCCUCCUCAAGUCUUGGGCCCCUAUAAGUGUUUCGAGAUUGAAUGACCAUAGUCAGGAGGAAGUGAAGCGCAUGAAACCCGAAUGUGGUGUUACUGGAGUCCCUGAGUUUGAACUGCAUCAUUGAGAUCAAGAUAAAAAUCCCUUCCUACAUGUCAACAGAGUUUGGCGCCAUGUCCAUUCGCAGUUCAACAUUUGCCUGAUCUUCAGCAAGGUCCUUAAAAGGAAAUAAAUAAACAAGAUAGAAACAGAUCGUCUUUUUUAUGGUUAUCUUACUUACAAAUACCUUUGUACAGCAUGUGCUGCCAAAAUUACUAUCUUUGCCAUCCUCCUCCGGAUAAAAAAAUCCCCGGCAACUUGUAGAGUCUAGCCGAAACACCCGAGAAUGGAACAAGACAGUCGGGGUAAAGUUAGAAACAGUGUGCAAGCUACACAGACCAUUAGUCCCACAAUGAGGAAGAGAACGUUUUGAACGAUAGACAUCGCCACAAAAGAGAAAGUGAGCUUAGAGUACAAAGUUCGAAUCAUAUCAAAAUUCAAAGCUGAACAGGUUCUGCAGGUUCGAAAGCAGAAAUAGUUUCCUAAUGUUGAGAACUGUUUGAAUUUAAAAGCAGCAGUUUCCUGCUAAUUGCAAACAUGAAAUCACUUUUACUUCAAAUGACAAGUUGGGUUCUGCCUCCAUCUCUCCAUCUUUCUGUAUGAAGUCUAAAUGUUUUGAAUUAGUGACUCUGAUUUUAGGAAUUGUAAGAAAUGUAAUUCUUUUACAUUGACUGUUCGAGACGCGGCUGUGAAAAACAAAUCCCCAACUUGGGAUGAGUAAAGUAUAUAUCCAUUAUCUAUCUACUUGCAGCUUAUCUCGCAGACUGAAAACUCACCUGUUUCACUGCACCAUGGCAAUUAAAUAUUUAAAAUUCAUGAAAUAAUUGCAGUACUUGAAGGGAUUAGCUCAUUUGAAACGAAUGCACCAACACUAAUGGUUUAUUUGUACCUGCAGGUUUCUUGUUCUGAGUUUGUAUCUUCAUGGUUUAUUGGACUUUUUUGAAGUCGAUUUACUGAAACAAUCAGCUAAACGUAAGGUAAUAUUAUUUGUGUUGCAGCGAAAAUUCAUUGUCAUUCAGCAUUACAAUAAGAACUUAAGUCAUUUUAACCAAUUAUACGUUAUCGUGUCAUGAGCAGUGGCGUGUGGGCGUGUCUCUGCUUCCCCUUUUUUCUGUUUUUUCCGCCUCAGGUGCAGCUUCGUCCCUUGUUAAGGCCUGAGAGAGGCUGCAGUUCUCCACCGUUCUGGGCCUGCAUGGUCGUCAAGAGUUGUCGCUUCCUUUUUUACGAAAGAAAGAAAAAAAUUGUCUUUGCUCAGAUGGACAUCUUGUCACACAAACUGUACCUUGCUACGAUGACAGCGAUGAGCCUCCUCAGAGUGUUUUCUCAUGAGGUGACGGUGAGAGACUCUGAACUGAAGAGGUGUGAGAAGGACAAGCGAGUGUGUGUCACUGACCUCAAACACUGUGGCUCUCCAACACCAUCUAUACAAAAGACACUGAACAUGUCCUGUUACUACCAGAUAUCACACAGAUCUAUGACAUGUGAGUGGAGUCAAGAUUCAGACAGCCACAUUGAAUCUGACGUCUCUCUCAUCUUCAGCAGCGUAAAUGAAAUCAUCUCCUGUAAGGGAAUAUUCUUCCGUGCAGCUGUCCUCAAUGUAACAGCCAGGAUCAAAAACUAUGUGAUGAAGGAGAUCUGGUCCAAACCUCACACUGUGUUUCUUUACAAUGCAAUCAAACCCUCUACACCUGUAUUAACUGUACUUGGCUCCACUGAGGACUCUGUCGUUGUGUCUUGGAGAAGCAGCAGUGACGGCAGCUGUCGGCUUCGCUACAGAAUGAACAACACUCCCAUAUGGACUCUGGCUCAUGAUUCGGUCCCGUCACAUCAGGAUCAGACAUUGAACUACACAAUGAAAGACCUCCUGACGUUUACCAUCUACCAGGCUGGCGUUGCCUGCAGAGAGGAACCCGGCUUCUUCAGCGACUGGAGUUCUGACGUCAGCGCGAGGACGCUGGACAGGGUGCCGUCCAGGCCUCCAAAGGUGUGUUAUAGAGUGGAAAAAAGAGACUCUGAUGGAUCCUUACUCCUUCAUCUCAUGUGGAAGCAUCUCGACCUCCCUGAUGCCGGUGUUCGUAUCCUUGGAUACCAGGUGAGCUACACGCCGGUGAAGAAUCAGCCGGUGCAGGACAGUUUCAUUCAAAAUUUCACCGGGUCAAUGGUGCUCCUGGUGGUGAAGGAGGGGAACCGCAGCGUCACGGUUUCAGCGUUCAACACGGCUGGCUAUGGACCUGCUGCUCAUCUCAGCAUUGACACACAAAGGCAAAGUGCUCUCCCGCCGGUCAGGAACUUGUGGGUUUCCAGUUCUUCCCUGGCUUUGAAAGGCCUUUUUGUCCAAUGGGAGAACCCCACAGUCCUGCCCUCUGACCCACCUGUCAGCCAUCUUGCCAUUCAUUGGCGUUCCAAGGAUCGUCCAUCUACUAGCCGUGGGACCACAGUGGACAGCUUCACCACCUCCACUGUCAUACAAGAUGUUGACCCUGAAGAGUCCUACCUGAUUACUGUGUUCCCCGUCUAUAACCAGCAGUGUGGAUCUCCUCAGUCGCUGCCUGCCAGUCUGCAGCAGGGAGCUCUUGUGGAGGCGGUACAACUGAAGGUAGUGACCGUGACCAAGACGACAGUAAAAGUGGAGUGGGUGUGGCAAAGGAAGGCUGAAUCAGUCACAGAGAAGAGAUAUAGAGUGAGACUGAGGAGAGACUCAGAGAGACAAACUCUGUCGCUGUGGCCGGACCAAAGGCAGCUCACCUUCAUCAACCUGAAACCUAACACUGAGUAUUCUCUUCUCCUAUUGGCUGAUAAUGAAACUAGAAGCAUCAUCCCUGUGAGAACAAACUUUGAUGAGGUGCUAGCGGUGACUACAGUAACGCCUCUGCUGCUUCUGGCUGUUACCAUAUUCAUAGUCUCAAUCCUGUGCAGGACUGUCUGCAGGUCGUAUUUCUUUCCACCCAUCUCCAGUCCUCGGGGCAGUUCAACAGGCCGGUGGCUGAUGGACCCUAAUCACCAUAAAACUGCAGAGAGAAACAUCCUACAUAUUGAAGAUUUCCAGGUGAUGGAUGUACUUGGUGAGAAUGGUCUCAUCACGAUUGGACCAAACCCUCAAUACUCCUCAGAAGAGGACCUUCAUGAAAACGAUCUGCUGUCAAUCAGCCAGCUCAGCACUAAACGGUCAGCCCUGGAAGUGGACAUAGAGUAUAUUCCUGAUGCUCCAGUAACAACAAAACACCCACUAAUUCCUCUCCAGUCCUAUGAAGCUGACUAUGGAUUGAAUUGUCAAAAAUGUGAAAGAGUUUUCAGAUCUGAGGAGAGCCGAGAGGCAGAUGCUGCUCUACCGAGUCAAAAAAAUGAUGUUGGCAUCUGCUUUCCAGAGGUAGAGCACAAGCCAGACGACUUUUCUGCGAGAAGCCAUCAGACAGAAGCCACUCUAAAAUGUCAUUUUCUGGAAUUAAUGGCAAACCGAUGCGUUGAUCAGAUAACAUGGGAGUCAGAGUACGUGGUAAAGUCUUCCUUUCUGGGGAAAACAGAUGUGUGAACAUUGUUCUAUUAUGGUCAGUGAGACUGAUUUUACAGAACACUGUUGCCUCACUUCGAAAACUGCAGAUAAAGACUGAAUAAACAACAUCAGUGCUGCAGGCUGAGUCAAAGGCACAGGAGGACUAGUAAGGGAUGAGGUUUAAAGAUAUUCACUUCCAUUACACAGCAAAUAAAAACAUUACCUUGGAAUUUGAUAAGGAAGUACAAUCCUAAUUUUACACUAGAGCAAAGUUCUGCAGGUCAGAUGCAAACACUGGACCUGUGCAAUUAGGACAAGGGUUUGAUUAGAUGGGAGGCUCUAGCAUGUAGGCUAUCUGGGCUUCUCACUUUGAGCUAGAUAACCAUUUUUAACCAAGUAGUUGAUGCAUCUAGAAUUGUCUGCCUUUUUUCUAUCAAAAUAGCUAGCACUGUCUCAAAAAGUAGCUAAAAGUCUCCAGAUGACAUCAUACUCUCACAUCUGCGUAUUGCUGAUGUCAUGUGGAUAAUUAGCAUCAAGCUAACUGUCCAUAGACUGUGAUCACUUAUUACUCUGAGCAGCAAGCAAUGGAAAUAGUUUCUAAAUAGCAGUCAAUCCUAGAUAAUAUUCAAUCAAUUUAUCUUCCUGGCUUAGACUUGGCUAAUAGGGAACCAAUCUAGAGUGAACGUCAGCCAAUUGGAAUGCUGGUUGAUUGAUCGUUGAUCCCUGGCACCUACGGUCAACGUACCAAGCUGUCCUUUGGCAAGACACUAAACCCCAAAUUUCUCCUGAAGGCAGAUGGUGUUUGAGUGAAUGUUUAUCGUUUCUCAUGAGCAAGUAGGACCUGGUCUGGUAGCAUUUACCUCUGCAUGAGUGUGGGGGUUAAUGAAUGAAUGCUGACUGUUGGUAACCCUUUAAGUGGUUGCAAAGAGUAGUUCUGAGUCUCAAUUAGGAUCCCUCCCUUAGUACACUGCAUGUCUUGCACUGUUAUGAAGUGCGUACAUUUCAACCUGUAGCGUUUUCUUGGAUUGCACCAGCUGCUGGAAGUGACAAAAGCUUGCUAGCUGGCAACGUUUGUAUGCAAUAACACAUUUUUACACUGUAGCCAAAAAAACAUCAAGUAUAGGAUUGCCGCAAUAAUGGUUGGUCUAGAUUUGUUCAAUAGUUUUAUAUCCCAGUAUCGCUGUUUUUGUCUAAUUAUAGAUUCAAAUGUUUUGCAAAAGUGUCCUUAACUUUGUGCAGUUGCAUUAUACUCAAACCAUCAUCACAUUCUGAGUCGAAGUUCAAAACUGAAAAUCGGAGAUGGCUGUUACUUUCAAGUAAAGGUUUAUUGUUGAUCAUCUUUCCCAUCUUUAACAGUUCUGUCUUCGUCUUUCUCUGCAGGUGUUGUACAGGCUACACACAUAGGAGCGGUGCGUUCAAAUGAUUUGGAUUUAACGGUGACAACAAAACACAUACAGUGGGGCAAAAAAGUAUUUAGU
This is a messenger RNA of Eleginops maclovinus (Patagonian blennie), 5594 nucleotides long. RefSeq names its product interleukin-6 receptor subunit beta. Gene Ontology annotation, cellular component: external side of plasma membrane; signaling receptor complex. Gene Ontology annotation, biological process: cytokine-mediated signaling pathway. NCBI's taxonomy places the organism in Eukaryota, Metazoa, Chordata, Actinopteri, Perciformes, Eleginopidae. The coding region runs from base 1696 to 4155 and encodes 819 amino acids. Gene Ontology annotation, molecular function: cytokine binding; cytokine receptor activity. The transcript has 16 exons. The record is from RefSeq and is a predicted model, not a curated record.